AUGGCCUUUUCCUUCGUUCUUCGUAUUCUAUCCCCCCUUUUUCUAAUCCUGCAACUGUCGACGGCAGCCUCGACGUCCACUCUUCGCCAAUGCCUUCUCACUGCGGUGCAGAAUGACCCAACCCUUGUCGCCGUGGAUGGUGACCUUCUCUAUCAGACGCUCGCCGUUCAGGUGUACAACCUGAACUGGCCCGUCACGCCGGCAGCAGUGGCCUUUCCCAAGUCCACCCAGCAAGUCGCCUCUAUCGUCAAUUGCGCCGUGUCGCUGGGCUACAAAGUCCAGGCCAAGAGCGGAGGCCACAGUUAUGGCAAUUACGGCCUCGGCGGCACCAAUGGCGCGAUCAGUAUCAACCUCAAGAAUAUGAAAUCCUUCUCCAUGAACUACACCAACUACCAGGCCACCGUGGGUGCCGGCAUGCUAAAUGGCGAACUCGACGAAUAUCUCCACAACGCCGGGGGGCGGGCCGUCGCGCACGGCACCUCUCCACAGAUCGGCGUUGGAGGUCACGCAACCAUCGGUGGACUGGGCCCCUCGGCGCGUCAAUAUGGAAUGGAACUCGACCACGUUUUGGAAGCCGAAGUCGUUCUUGCCAAUGGCACCGUAGUGCGCGCCUCGUCUACCCAGAAUUCGGACCUACUAUUUGCCAUCAAAGGCGCCGGCGCCAGCUUCGGCGUCGUCACCGAGUUCGUCUUCCGCACUGAGCCCGAACCGGGCUCCGCAGUCCAGUAUACCUUCACCUUCGGACUCGGAAGCACUUCGGCGCGCGCCGACCUGUUCAAGAAAUGGCAGAGCUUCAUCUCUCAGCCAGACCUCACCCGCAAAUUUGCUAGCAUCUGCACCCUUCUCGAUCACGUCUUGGUCAUCUCCGGUACCUUCUUCGGCACCAAAGAAGAAUACGACGCUCUCGGUCUGGAGGACCAGUUCCCCGGCCACACCAACUCCACCGUCAUUGUCUUCACCGACUGGUUGGGCCUCGUGGCCCAAUGGGCCGAGCAGUCCAUCCUUGACCUGACGGGCGGCAUUCCCGCGGACUUCUACGCCCGCUGUCUCUCCUUCACGGAGAAGACCCUCAUCCCGUCCAACGGCGUCGACCAACUCUUCGAGUAUCUCGACAGCGCUGAUACCGGAGCACUGCUCUGGUUCGUUAUCUUCGACCUCGAAGGUGGCGCCAUCAAUGACGUCCCCAUGGACGCAACGGGGUAUGCCCACCGCGACACGCUCUUCUGGCUGCAGUCGUACGCCAUCACGCUGGGGUCUGUGUCGGAGACCACCUAUGACUUCCUGGACAACGUGAACGAGAUUAUUCGUAACAAUACUCCCGGUCUGGGCAAUGGAGUGUAUCCAGGCUAUGUGGAUCCCCGUCUCCAGAACGCUCGCGAGGCGUACUGGGGUUCCAAUCUGCCGAGAUUGAUGCAGAUCAAGUCGUUGUAUGACCCGACCGAUCUGUUUCAUAACCCGCAGGGCGUGUUGCCUGCGUGA
This is a messenger RNA of Aspergillus niger, 1479 nucleotides long. RefSeq lists its product as uncharacterized. Gene Ontology annotation, molecular function: FAD binding; oxidoreductase activity. The transcript is spliced from 2 exons. Lineage: Eukaryota; Fungi; Ascomycota; Eurotiomycetes; Eurotiales; Aspergillaceae. The coding region runs from base 1 to 1479 and encodes 492 amino acids. The record is from RefSeq and is a predicted model, not a curated record.